Cottoperca gobio is the source of this 2260-nucleotide messenger RNA. Its product is annotated as glucose-induced degradation protein 4 homolog. Gene Ontology annotation, cellular component: GID complex. The record is from RefSeq and is a predicted model, not a curated record. Lineage: Eukaryota; Metazoa; Chordata; Actinopteri; Perciformes; Bovichtidae. Gene Ontology annotation, biological process: protein targeting to vacuole; negative regulation of gluconeogenesis; proteasome-mediated ubiquitin-dependent protein catabolic process. The coding region runs from base 241 to 897 and encodes 218 amino acids. The transcript is spliced from 6 exons.
CAAGGUGAACUCAUUUGGCCAAUGAGAAGGGCGGAUUCUGAUGCCUACGGCGCCGCGUCGAAGUCCACUUACUUUUCUGGAAGCUUGGCGCCUGGUAAACGAAACUGUGGAGGAAUCGGAGGGGAUUUGAAUGUUGGUGGACAUCUUCAGUCCUCUCCCACCUCUUCGUAGACACCGACGGAGUCCAUCGCUAAGACGGCAAUUGACCGCGGUCGGUGCCCAGCCAGCGAAGCGGGAGCCAUGCCUGUCCCCGCUGGAUACCUCAGCGACUCCCCCGCCGCGGCCUUCGCAUCCUCGGCCUCGCUUAUCCCACCGCCACCGAUAAACACCCAGCAGCCCGGUGUUGUCACCUCGCUGCUGUACAGCGGCUCCAAGUUCAGGGGCCACCAGAAGAGCAAAGGGAACUCUUACGACGUGGAAGUUGUUUUGCAGCAUGUCACCAUGGAGGAUUCCUACUUGUGUGGCUACCUAAAGAUAAAAGGACUGACUGAGGAAUACCCAACUCUGACCACGUUCUUCGCCGGAGAGAUCAUCAGCAGGAAGCGGCCGUUUCUCACCCGGAAAUGGGAUGCGGAUGAGGAUGUGGAUCGUAAGCACUGGGGCAAGUUCCAGGCCUUCUACCAGUAUGCAAAGACAUUCAACUCGGAUGAUUUUGACUAUGAGGAUCUGAAGAACUCUGACUUUAUUUUCAUGAGGUGGAAGGAGCAGUUCCUGGUCCCUGACCACACAAUAAAAGACAUCAGUGGAGCUUCUUUUGCUGGAUUCUACUACAUAUGCUUCCAGAAAUCCACAGCAACUAUCGAGGGCUACUACUACCACAGGAGCUCCGAAUGGUACCAGUCUCUAAACCUCACCCACGUCCCCGAGCACAGUGCAGCCAUCUAUGAGUUCCGGUGACCCCGGCCGGCAUCGUGGAUCUUUUUUUGAUGGACAGAGACUUGAGGCAAAGCAGAGGUCUGCAGCUGCUACUGACGAGGAAGAGGAGAACGAGAAGUGCAAACUCUUACACGUUCCCAAUAAGUGGACGGACAGCGGAUGGACCAGUGGACGGGAUAUCGGACAAAUGAAUGUAUGGAUGAGAUGAGGAGAAGGAAAGGAAGGAAGUGCAGUUGUGCUCCCUGGCUGGAAGCGGCAGCGGAGACUGGGUGCGGCUCGUAUAGUGUGCCCCCUUUCUUUAUUCGUUUCAACGUCUGGUUUUUAAAACGCUUGGCGCUGCAUCUCGAGACACUUUAUAAGCUGAGUUGGGAAUUCCCCUUCUUGUUUUGCGACUAGAAACGUCCCUCGCCGAUGCCAAGUGAGCGACAGAAACACAUUUAAACCGCCGCUGGACGAGGAUUCCUCGGAGGAGUCUGCUCUCAUAGACGCAAUCUCUAAAAGAAGAAAACCGCCAAGGAAGAAAAAGCAAGAGAGAAGUGUGGGUUCUUGAUGAAUUGGAGCUUUAAUCAGCCCAUGAGCUAGAACGACAGUAUUUUUUCUUUUCUUUUUAAAGCUAAGCUGGUUCUUUGUUCGCCUGCCAAGAGAGGAUAUUUAGUUAUUUUACUCUAAACGACGCAGAGUGGCACUUUUAAACACACAAAACGAGCUUUUCCCCUCCGUGUUCAUUCAACUGCUUGGGAGAUUAUUAUCACAUGUGAUUGCUGUGGGUCUUGUUCUAUUGUGUUGCAUUUGCACAAAGAUGGACUAUAUGUUACUAACGCUUGCAGUCAGGACUUUACACUCGCGUGCCCGAGUACACAAGGUGGCAGGUCGAGCUUGUUGACUCAUCUCUUUUUUUUUUUUUUAAGCGUUUGACUGUUCAGAGCCAAAACAAUCACAUAAAAGUAUUAAAAAAAAGAGGAUUUUUACCCUGCACACAUUAAACAACAAGCUUUUUACCCCCUCGUGUGUCAUUUUAAAUUAAGAUCCCCUCUAUCCCUUUUGUUUCUGUCCCCUCGACUAUGCAACACUUUCAACAUGGCACUCUCCAAACAUGAAACCUGCAGUUUUCAGAGACAAAAUUUUAUUCUAUCAUUAUAGUAUAUGUAAAAAAAAAAAGAAAAGAAAAGAAAGAAUCUAUCUUCAUUAAAGGAAAUAUUUUUGUUAAAUGACCUAUGAAAACACCCCCUGAAUCAUUUCCCCUUCCCAUGUGACGGUGCCAUCUUUCUAAAGCUUAUCAGAGUUGUAUUAUAACGGUGUGUGUGUUUGAGAAUAAGCCUGGAUUUGAUUGACUGUGUGACUGUAAAAGAAUGGACUGUUGAUUUAAAAAAAUCAUAUCAAAACA